This is a messenger RNA of Hydra vulgaris (swiftwater hydra), 1355 nucleotides long. The record is from RefSeq and is a predicted model, not a curated record. Lineage: Eukaryota; Metazoa; Cnidaria; Hydrozoa; Anthoathecata; Hydridae.
AUGGCAGUUAAAGUAAUUGAAACUAUCGUUAUAGACGAUGACCAAGAUUUAGAGUUUCAAGAAAUAGAUUUAACCGUUGAAGAGUUCAUGAAAAAACUUGAUGAAAAAACCCAAAAACCAACGUUUCAAAUAGAAAGAGCAGAAGAGCCAAAAGAAUCAGUACAUUUUCAGGUGGAUAAAAAAAAGCAAAUAAAUCACGAAGAAAAAUACAAUCCGCAACUUAUAUUACGAGCAUUAGAAAGAUGGUUGAAUGACGAAAAAACAAAAACACUUUUUAUUAAUUCAAAUUUAAUAAACACUCUUACUGAAUUAAAUGUAUUGAUAAAAAACCGUAUGGAGGAACCCAUGCAAUUAAAAAAAAUGGCAGAAUCGAAAAGUAAAGAAUGUUGCUAUUAUCGCAAACUACCCAUUAAUAUUGAUGAAUUUCUUGAACAUCAACAAAAAUGUUGUACGAUUCAAACUUAUGACUGUUUUGGAUGCGGUAAAAAAAUAAAUAUAGAAAACACCUGGGAUCACGAAUGCGAAUUUCUUUUUGAGGUAGAACAAGUAAAUCCAGAAGUAAACAAAACAAAGUUGUGUAUGAUUUGUCAAAAACUGUUACCUAAAAAAUUGUUUGCUGAGCACGUUAAUGAAUGUUGGAAUCGCUUUGAAGAAGCAAAGAAAAGCAUCAUGAACAAACAAAGAGAAUGUUUAAAUGGACCAAAAAAAAAGUUUAGCUUUUUUAAACAUGUCUACAAACGCCAUUUUAAACAGUUUGGAAAAGAUUAAUACUCAAGUAAACGGUCUCAUACAACGUAUAGACAAUAUGGAUGCGGAAAAGGAGAAAUUUAUGGUUAAAGUCAAAGUGGAUAAAGAAUUACAAGAAAAAGAAUUUGAAAACAUCAAUCAAGAAAACAUCAAAAUGAAAAAAGAAAUUGAAGAAAUUUUUUGCAAAUUAAAUGACAAAAUGUUUAAAAAUCCUGUCAUGCGCGAUAAAAUAUUUUUAGAGUUGGAUCAAAUGGAUUUAAGGUUAUUAUCUAACGAGCCCUUCUAUACUCAACCUACUUAUUCUGCUGAAGGUUAUUUAUAUCGAUUGCAAAUUUACGGUUACUACGAUAAAGAAAAUGUCAUGGCUAUUUAUUUUCAAUUGAUGCAAUUUUCAAUGGAUAACACAUUAAAAUGGCCGUUUACAAAAAAUGUACUUUGUACAAUUAGAAAUAACGGUUUUUGUAUUGAGAAAAACAUUGCUUUGUAUAGCGAACCGAACAAAAAAUGCUUUGAAAAACCAACGCAAUCGUUCAACAUAGCUGUCGGAACAAGUCAUUUUGCAACCCAUCAAGAACUCAAAAAUUAUAUUAUAAAUAAUAAACUUAUUA